Molecule: messenger RNA, 840 nt
Organism: Neltuma alba
Lineage: Eukaryota; Viridiplantae; Streptophyta; Magnoliopsida; Fabales; Fabaceae
Product: prolyl 4-hydroxylase 1-like
Exons: 11
Coding region: 1-840 (279 amino acids)
Biological process (GO): peptidyl-proline hydroxylation to 4-hydroxy-L-proline
Cellular component (GO): endoplasmic reticulum
Molecular function (GO): iron ion binding; L-ascorbic acid binding; procollagen-proline 4-dioxygenase activity
Source: RefSeq, a predicted model, not a curated record
AUGUGCUUCACGUUCGUGUUGGCGGGCUGGGAAGGUAGUGCACAUGAUGCUCGUGUCUUUCAAUCUACUAUUUCAACUCCAUCCAUGAAUUUCCGUCAUCCACCUGAAGGUGUUGUCUCUCAAUUGGCACUUUUACAAUUACGGCAAGAUUCAACUGGUAUUUCAUUUUGGAAAAAUGACACGGAAGCAGAAACCUUACGUCUUGGAUAUAUCAAACCUGAAGUUCUUAGCUGGUCUCCAAGAAUUAUUUUACUGCGUAACUUCCUAAGCAUGGAGGAAUGUGAGUAUCUCAAGGAGUUAGGGUACCCUCACCUUGAACAUACACAAGUGGUAAAUCGGACAACAGGGAAGCACUAUAUCUCUAAUAUGAGAACAAGCUCUGGUAUGUUCCUGAGUUCGGAAGAUAGACGACACCCCAUGGUGCAGGCGAUUGAAAAGAGAAUUUCAAUCUAUGCUCAAGUACCAGUUGAAAAUGGGGAGGAUAUUCAAAUUUUGAGGUAUGAGAAGAAUCAGUUUCAAAAACGUCAUCCUGACUAUUUUACUGAUCCUAUCAACUUGAAAAAUGGUGGGCAGCGAAUAGCGACGAUGCUUAUGUAUAUAAGUGAUGAUGCUGAGGGUGGUGAAACAUAUUUCCCAAUGGGUGGUUCAGGUGAGUGUAACUGUGGUGGAAAAAUUGUCAAAGGGCUGUCCGUCAAACCUAUUAAAGGAAAUGCAGUACUUUUUUGGAGUAUGGAACUAAGUGGAGAAGUAGAUCCGAAUAGUAUUCAUGAAGCAUGUGAGGUACUUUCUGGGACAAAGUGGGCUGCAGUGAAGUGGAUGAGACAGGGAGCUUUCCCUUGA